AUGUUAGGUCAAACAAAUUCAAGUGAUCAUUAUACUGCCAGUGAUAUGCAUAAUAGCUUAUUAGAACUUGUAGAGAGUGGAAAAAUUAAUGAAGAUGAUGUUCUUAUACAAAGUACUAUAGAAAAUUGGAUUAAUCGUUAUUUACAAGAAUUAAAAAAAGAGGCAGCAGAACAA
Dentiscutata erythropus is the source of this 174-nucleotide messenger RNA. The record is from the annotation of a GenBank genome assembly. Lineage: Eukaryota; Fungi; Glomeromycota; Glomeromycetes; Diversisporales; Gigasporaceae.